Messenger RNA from Poeciliopsis prolifica (blackstripe livebearer), 1825 nucleotides. RefSeq names its product TBC1 domain family member 15-like. The record is from RefSeq and is a predicted model, not a curated record. The coding region runs from base 209 to 1600 and encodes 463 amino acids. Gene Ontology annotation, biological process: activation of GTPase activity. Gene Ontology annotation, molecular function: GTPase activator activity. The transcript has 10 exons. NCBI's taxonomy places the organism in Eukaryota, Metazoa, Chordata, Actinopteri, Cyprinodontiformes, Poeciliidae.
UUCCAGUUGCAUGAAUGUGAGGGAUAAAACCGAGCUGAAAAUGCUCCCUGCUGGAGAUGUCGGGUGUUUUUGUGGGCCGGAUCUUGACCCUGCGGGAGCCGACGCUUGGCCCACUUCAGCGCUGAUCCCCGCGGAUAAGAAGACGGGAGUAAAAUUUCCCGGGAUGACGGCAAACUUCAGUGCGUGAUCGCGAAAUCUACAUACAUGCAUGGAGGAAGAUUUGCGCUUUGACGGGAAGCCGCCACUGACGGUAAGGGAAGAUCCGGGCAGCAUGAGCCGACAGCAGGCAGAGAUCCCCCAUCGGAGGAGAGUCGCAGCGGUGAGCGCCGCCGCUCUGUCCGCCUCACGGCUCACCUUACCCGGGGUCAUGGACGCAGAGGGGAGGGUCGACGAGUCCAGACUGAGGAGGCACAUCUUCAAGAACGGUGGUGUGUCUCCAUCAGAGCGAGGCCUGGCUUGGCGUUUCCUGUUUGGCAUGUACCCAUGCAGCUCCACCGCACUGGAGCGGUCUUUGCUGCGGGAGCAAUUGCUGGUACGUUACCAGGUCAUGAAAAGGAGGUGGCAGCAGUUUCUCCCCUCAGCGGUGCGAAUGCAGCUCAACGGUACUGAUGCCGAGUUGCUUGCAGCGGUUCGGUACUUUGACCAGAGGGAGGCACAAACCCAGCAGCAGGACCAGGAUCAGUCUGAGGAGGUGAAGGACAGGCUGGCAUUCUUGGAGCUUCAAGCUCAGAUACUGUUUGAGCGCAUCACGUUUGACCUGGAGGAGCUGCGGGAAGCCGCACGAAUCAUUGACAAGGAUGUUCCCCGCACAAACAGAGACCUGAGCUACUACCAAGAGGAAGGUUUAGGGAAUCUGUUGGUCCUGAGAGACAUCCUCAUCACUUAUGCUGCUUUUCAUCCAGAAGUUAGCUACGCCCAGGGAAUGAAUGACCUGUGCAGCAGGUUCCUGGAGGUCCUUGACUCCGAGGUGGACACCUUCUGGAGUUUUUCCUCCUACAUGGAGAAGUUCUCCAGGGAUUUCAUGGCUGACGGCUUACACAGAAAAAUAGAGCUGGAGGCUGCUUUGUUGAAGGAGCUGGACCCUCCACUUUAUGCUCAUCUAGUCAAAGACAACAUGGAAAGUUUUACAUUUUGCCACAGGUGGCUGCUGCUGGGUUUUCAAAGAGAAUUUGAGCACAGUGAUGCACUGCGUUUGUUUGAAAUCUUGAGCUGUGACCAUCUGGAGCUGAUCUCACAGCAGGUUGACCGCGCUCGAUAUCAGGAGAGACUGGACCAAAAACACUACACAGGGGACAGAUCAGAGUCACCACAGCAAACCUUCAACACAGACUUCACGUUUGAGCUCUUCAUCUGUGCAGCCAUCCUGCUAGAUAACAGAGAGUCUCUGCUUCGGUGCCGAGAUGACGUGCAGCUAAUCCAGUUUACCAGCAGUCUUCAGGGAAAACUGGACCUGAACAGCACUUUGGAGAAAGCAGAGAGCCAUUUCUACAACUACUGCAAGCGGUGUGCAUGGGAUUAUAUGAAUGGGCACUGCCGAGAAAACAGUAGCAAACCCGAAGACUUCUUUUAUCAACUCCGUAGUUUGUUUGUCCUAAAGUGACAACUUUCUCAGUUGCUAUAAAAUCACAGUUUUCUUCUGUCUGACAUUUUCCUACUGGGACAUAUUGUUUGAUUUACUUCACCUUGAAACCCCCCCCCCACUUGUUUAAAGCUGCUUAAUUGCUUAUAAUUACUAUUAAUGUAUAGUAUUUAUUAAAAGUUAUUCUACAACUGUUGUAAGUUAUUGUGUUUACAAAUGUUAACAGCAUUAAAAACUGAGUCUGAG